Messenger RNA from Trichomonas vaginalis G3, 819 nucleotides. Its product is annotated as barbed-end actin filament capping. Gene Ontology annotation, molecular function: actin filament binding. Gene Ontology annotation, cellular component: F-actin capping protein complex; cytoplasm. Lineage: Eukaryota; Parabasalia; Trichomonadida; Trichomonadidae. Gene Ontology annotation, biological process: cell morphogenesis; barbed-end actin filament capping; actin cytoskeleton organization. The transcript has a single exon. The record is from RefSeq and is a predicted model, not a curated record. The coding region runs from base 1 to 819 and encodes 272 amino acids.
AUGGCAUACGAUUCACCAGUCACAGCAGGCCUUGAUCUCCUUCGCCAUGUUCCUCCAAAGGAUAUCGAAGAUCGUAUGUUUGAUUUGUUUCAACUUAAGCCUGACUUAACAGAAGAAAUGAUUUCGGCAGUUGAUAUUCCCUUAAAAGUCGAGACUGAUAAGGAUACGCAACAAGGUUUCAUCAAAUGUGAUUACAAUAGAGAUGGUGAUUCAUAUAGAUCGCCGUUCACUCACAAGUAUUAUCCGCCAUUACCAGAUGGACAGCAGAUAUCGCCGAAACUCCGUAAGCUUGAAGAGCUUGCAAACAAGGCAUUCGGAUCCUAUCUAAACCUAUUCUUCAGAUACGGUACAAUUUCUGUGUAUUGCUGGGAUCUUGAUGACAUCUCAUUCGGUUUAGGUGUUUUCGUACGCAAAGAUACAGACUCGACCGAAGGAUUCUUGGGAAGUAUAAACUGCUCAGAUAUUUUCACAAUUACAGAAAAAUCUUCGGGACAGUAUGAUUAUGAGAUGGUUUCAUCAAUUCUCUUAGAAGUCAAGGUUGAUGUUCCAAAAUCCAAGCCGGUUGUUCUUUCUGGUGGCUGCGCAGAUAGUAAAAUUAAAACUCUGACAGCAAAGGAUAACAUUGAAAUGCUCGUAAAUAUCGGAACAAUGAUUGAAGAUAAUGCAGCAAACUUCAUGGAACAUGUUAAGCAGAUUUACGUUUCAAAGAUGUCAGAAAUUUUAAGCUAUACUAAGGGAACUGCUUUUGUUGUUGCUGGAGAAGCACAAGAUCUUAUGGCACAGGCCAUGAAAGAUUAUGUAAAUCGUUCUUCUAAGUAG